UAAAUAAAAGCGUCAACCCAUUUUGAAAGACAUUUUGAAGCUCGGAGCUGAAAGACAGGGGGGUCAUUCACGGCUGCAGGAUGUCAUGGCACUGGAGACAGACCCUGGCCCUAUUGGUGGUCAUAGGCAGUGUGUGCACAGAAGCUUCAUUUUCUCUGCACAUGAAUGACUUCAUCAAGGUGGUGAAACAGGUGGAAGACAGAAGCCCUGGUGUGAAGCCAAUAAAGGUGUUGAAGAAGAUCCGCAGGGCGACUGGCCUUAAUGAUCCGUUCAUUCAACACUACCUGGGCGAUGCGAACUCUGCAGGUCCCCCACUGGAUGCAGGCCUCUCACAUUACUUCUCCAAGGCUGUGCACCACAGGGUGACUGACAACGGCAGAGAGGAGGGCGUGGUCCUGACCUCAGAUGGCACCACUGUGGCACUGGGACCUCUCCUUCUUGGCAUCGAGGCUCGUUUCCUCCCUAAGACUAAGGACCGAGGUAAGGCCCAGUACCAGCUCACUCUGGCCAGAGAUCUGAGCCUUUUCUUUGGGCAAAGUUCUACUCAGAGCCGGCAUCUGGGACCUGAUGGCUGCUGGGACAGUGUGACCGCUCCUCAAGUCUUCACCCUCUCAGAUGACGCCUCUUUACUCACAACUGCUCAGGUCAAUGGAGGCAUGGACGGCUUGAUUCUAGGGAAGAAUCUGUCUGCUAAACCUGGGCGCUCUUUGAGGCUGAGCACGGUGCUGACAGAGUACUACUGCCACCGCCUGGAAAACAAAGGGCUGGACACUGCCCCCCGCAUUAUCAGCCAACGUCGCAGGGACAAUUUCAGGGAGAUGUGUUCCUUUCAGCUGCUGGCCAGAGAGGCAGUGAACUCAGUAGAGCUGCAGAGAGAACUGAAGAGGCUCAGAAAGAUGAAUGUGAAGGAGAAGAAGCAGCUGUCAACUGUGGUGAAGAGGGGAAUGAAAGAGUUUGUACAUCGGUACAUAGAGUGCCCACCCAUCAUCCCACGGUGCAUGUGGGGUGCAGAGCCAUACAGAGGAACUCCCACCAACCUGUCUCUGCCUCUGAGCUUUAUGUACAUCCACCACACUCAUAUGCCAGGCCAACCCUGUCUGACUUUCCAGCAGUGCUCUGCAGACAUGCGCUCCAUGCAGCACUUCCACCAGGAAGACCGAGGCUGGGAUGACAUAGGAUACAGCUUUGUUGCUGGCUCUGAUGGCUACAUCUACGAGGGCCGGGGCUGGCACUGGAGAGGAGCCCACACUCUUGGACAUAACUCCAUUGGCUACGGCAUUUCCUUCAUCGGGGACUACUCUACCACCCUGCCCUCACAGCAUUCAAUGGGACUGGUGAGAGAUCAGUUGGCAUCCUGUGCCAUCAGCGGAGGGCGACUGGUGGCCAACUUUACCCUGCAGGGGCACAGACAGGUGGUGAACACUUCCUGUCCUGGAGAUGCUCUCUAUAAUGAGAUCAGAGGCUGGGAGCACUUUGGGGAGGUUGAGAAAUGAGAACCAUCUACCAGUCAAGAUGCACACUCCUGGAUUAAUUCAAGCCUAACACAAUAAACAUUUGUCUCUUCAUG
Molecule: messenger RNA, 1567 nt
Organism: Sphaeramia orbicularis (orbiculate cardinalfish)
Lineage: Eukaryota; Metazoa; Chordata; Actinopteri; Kurtiformes; Apogonidae
Gene: pglyrp6
Product: peptidoglycan recognition protein 6
Exons: 5
Coding region: 81-1493 (470 amino acids)
Biological process (GO): peptidoglycan catabolic process
Molecular function (GO): N-acetylmuramoyl-L-alanine amidase activity; zinc ion binding
Source: RefSeq, a predicted model, not a curated record